AUGAAUUCUGUGAACAACACCUCUAAUGGAAUUCAAGAGCUCAGCCGUCACGAGUCGGCACAAGAUGUACUUCGGACUACGAAAAGUGACCUGAAAGACGCUGUUAAGCUAAAAUAUAAAAACGUUUUAAGAAAAAAAACGAAAAGAAGUCAUCGGGAUAAGAACUGCAGCACGCGUCAAGCAAAACACGUAGCUGUAGCUACAACACCUGUACCUCCCUCACGCCAUGUGUAUCAGAGCAGACGAUCUCUUGAGGAGUUUGAAUUGUUAAACAAGAUUGCAGAAGGGGCCUAUGGAGCUGUGUUCAGAGCUCAGGAUGAGAAGACAAAAGAAAUAGUUGCUCUCAAACAAAUUACUACAGAUAACAAGGAUGAAGGAUUGUUCAAAGCUGCUAAGAGAGAGUUAAAAACUUUACUUAAAAUUCGGCAUCCAAACAUUAUCGCCGGGCGAGAACUGGUAGUAGGCACCAAUAUGGAGGAAGUGUUUGUAGUCAUGGACUAUGUCCCUCGUGAUUUGAGAAAUUACAUAGAUUCCAUGACCAAAAAUAAACAAUUAGUUUCACCGGGACACGUGAAGUGCCUAAUGGUCCAACUCCUUGACGCAGUUCAGCAUCUUCACAAGAAUUGGAUACUCCACCGAGAUCUCAAACCCAGUAACAUAUUACUGUCGUAUGAAGGUGUACUCAAAGUGGCAGAUUUUGGGUUAGCGCGAAAAUAUGAAUUGCCUCCCCGGCAAUACACGCCGGGUGUGGUUACCUUAUGGUACCGGGCGCCUGAACUGUUGCUGUUUGCAAAUGAAUAUUCUACUCAUAUCGACAUGUGGAGUAUCGGAUGCAUAUUUGCGGAGCUGAUUACAUUGCAACCACUGUUUCCUGGAAGUUCUGAGUGUGAUCAGCUAUUCAGAAUCUUCGAGGGUUUGGGAACACCUACAGACACAACUUGGCCCGGCUACAGUGAAUUACCUGUAGGUAAAAUUACUUUUAAAAAUCAUCCAACCGGUCGACUGCGGGAAACAAUGAGUAAUCGACUUUCAGACGAAGGGCUAUCGCUACUGCAAGACUUUUUGCUGUAUGAUCAAGCGGCAAGAGUGACAGCAGACGCCGCUUUGAAUCAUCCGUAUUUCGAAGAAGAGCCGGUGGCGAUGGAGCCGGCCAUGUUCCUGCCAUCGCUGUGGGCAGAGUACGUCGAGCAGAACUCCAACUCUGACACGGGAGAGGACACGCAGUAAGGAUAAAACUAAGU
This is a messenger RNA of Spodoptera frugiperda (fall armyworm), 1241 nucleotides long. Its product is annotated as cyclin-dependent kinase 11B-like. The transcript has a single exon. Gene Ontology annotation, cellular component: nucleus. The record is from RefSeq and is a predicted model, not a curated record. NCBI's taxonomy places the organism in Eukaryota, Metazoa, Arthropoda, Insecta, Lepidoptera, Noctuidae. Gene Ontology annotation, biological process: regulation of mitotic cell cycle; protein phosphorylation. Gene Ontology annotation, molecular function: ATP binding; cyclin-dependent protein serine/threonine kinase activity. The coding region runs from base 1 to 1227 and encodes 408 amino acids.